UUAAGAAAGAUUCUGAGAUAUAUUUUUGCGACAAAAGUAAAAUCUAUGUGAGCCUCUCUUUCAAGUCCCUCUUUCAAGCUGGCCAGCAAUUAUGUCUCACAGGAAGUUCUCGGCCCCUCGUCAUGGUUCUCUGGGUUUCUUGCCCAAGAAGAGAAGUAAACGUCACCGAGGUAAGGUGAAAGCUUUCCCCAAGGAUGACCGAAGCAAGCCAUGCCAUUUGACAGCUUUCCUUGGUUACAAGGCUGGUAUGACACAUUUGGUGCGGGAAGCAGACCGACCUGGAUCUAAGAUCAACAAAAAGGAAAUUGUUGAAGCAGUCACCAUCGUGGAAACACCACCAAUGAUUGUUGUGGGUUGCGUCGGCUACGUUGAAACCCCCAGAGGUCUCCGCACAUUCAAGACCAUCUUCGCUGAGCAUUUAGGCGAGGAGUGCAGGCGACGAUUUUACAAGAACUGGUACCGCUCCAAGAAGAAAGCCUUCACCAAGUACUCCAAGAAGUGGCAAGAUGAAGUGGGCAAGAAAGAAAUUGAAUGCGACUUCAGGUUGAUGAAGAAAUACUGCAAGGUCAUCCGUGUCAUUGCCCACACUCAGAUGAAACUGAUGAAGAAGCGCCAAAAGAAGGCUCACAUCAUGGAGAUCCAGGUCAACGGUGGUACCAUCUCCCAGAAGGUUGACUAUGUCCGUGAACACAUGGAAAAGAAGAUCCCAAUCGACACAGUGUUUGGCAAGGAUGAGAUGAUUGAUGUAAUUGGUGUGACCAAGGGUAAAGGUUACAAGGGUGUGACAUCCCGUUGGCACACAAAGAAACUGCCCCGCAAGACCCACAAAGGUCUUCGUAAAGUCGCCUGUAUUGGAGCUUGGCAUCCAAGUCGUGUUGGUUUCUCAGUGGCCAGAGGUGGUCAGAAGGGUUACCAUCACAGGACCGAGAUCAACAAGAAGAUCUACCGUAUUGGCCAAGGUAUCCACACCAAGGAUGGCAAGGUUAUCAAGAACAACGCCUCCACAGAGUACGAUAUCACAGACAAGAGCAUCACACCAAUGGGUGGUUUCCCUCAUUACGGAGAAGUCAACAAUGACUUUGUCAUGAUCAAGGGAGCCGUCUGUGGACCCAAGAAGAGGGUGCUUACACUAAGAAAGUCCCUGUUGGUGCAUACCAAGAGAGCUGCCCUGGAGAAGGUCAACAUCAAGUUCAUCGACACGUCGAGCAAGUUCGGUCAUGGUCGCUUCCAGACUGAUGAGGAGAAGAAGAACUUCAUGGGUCUGCUCAAGAAGGAUAAGGUCAAGGACGAGGCUUAAAUUUACCUGUACAUGUCAGAGGGGAAAAUAAAUUAUGAAGUGAA
This is a messenger RNA of Lineus longissimus, 1341 nucleotides long. Its product is annotated as large ribosomal subunit protein uL3-like. Gene Ontology annotation, cellular component: ribosome; cytosolic large ribosomal subunit. The record is from RefSeq and is a predicted model, not a curated record. Gene Ontology annotation, molecular function: structural constituent of ribosome; RNA binding. Gene Ontology annotation, biological process: translation. Bases 92 to 1297 code for a protein of 401 amino acids. NCBI's taxonomy places the organism in Eukaryota, Metazoa, Nemertea, Pilidiophora, Heteronemertea, Lineidae. The transcript is spliced from 8 exons.